Messenger RNA from Acaulospora morrowiae, 2199 nucleotides. NCBI's taxonomy places the organism in Eukaryota, Fungi, Glomeromycota, Glomeromycetes, Diversisporales, Acaulosporaceae. The record is from the annotation of a GenBank genome assembly.
AUGUCGACACUACUAUCUGCCCAACCCUUAGAGCAAUGUAAUCUAACCUCGUUAGGAGCAUUCGAAAACCCUGAUAUCAUAAUUGCCAGAAAUUCAUUGAAUACGGUGACCAAGAAUUUGGAAGAAUUCAAAUAUAAUCGUGAUUUGUGUUCUAAAGGAUUGGAGAUUGCACAAAAGAGUAAACAAGUUUUAGAUAAAUUUGAUAAGUUAAAUAAAAGGUUUUCUAAUUAUCGACAGGAUAAUGAAGACAAUAUCCACACUAAUUCUACGACAACUGAAAGUAUCACGAUCACACCUGAAACAGUCGAAAGUAACGUCGGAACUAACACGCUUACAAUUCACAAGAAUCAUGUUACUACGACUAGUAAUAAUAUAAAUGUGGAAGAUAAAAACGAAGACCGGAGUAAAACUUUUCGUCCAAACUUAAAACCACUUGAUAUCCAAUCUUUAUCCCCACAGCAGCUAAUCAUCACAUCUCCGAAUAUGCAGUCUCCAUUAAAAUCUCCCAAUUCUGGUGUACUUGAAAGAUUUAUUGAGAACAGUAAAGAAUUUCAAAAAUUCAUUGAUUGUCUGUGGAAUGUUUCCAUGUUUUUUGGUUAUUCGGCGAAGGUUAAUGUCGAAAGUCUUGAGGUGCAAAAUGAAAUUGCAAAAUUAAUUGAAGAAUGGAGCACCGCUACUGAUCAUUUAUACAAUGCUAUCGAAAAUUGGAAAUCAAAACGUCAUGGAUGGAACAACAAUAUCAAGGCAAAGAUUAAAGCCUUUUCCAAAAUUUCAACCAUUAUAAAAAGCAUAUCUUUACCUUCUGCAAAACAUAAAACGGAGAAUUACAAGAUUCCCGCAGAACGAUUGAAACCUGCACAUACGAAUGAUUUCAAGUCGCAGAAACAUGCAUUUUCCGAAUUCAACGCCACAGAGAACAACCCUAUAAUAAGAGGAAGUAGAAACCAUAUUCGACAAUAUUGGUUCCUGGGAUUCAGGAGGGUAGCAGAGAAGAAUUUGGAAACUUUUGAUAUUAAAGAUAAAAGUAUUGCAGAGUUGAAAAAAGAAAUUGGUUUCAUGAAAGAAUUAAACGAACAAAAUUUUCGUCUCUUGGAAUUUUUAGGGUAUUGUCAACGUUCGGAUAGUGUUUCGGUAAUCUGCGAAUGGGUAGAUUAUAACCUACAAACCUAUCUCGCUGAUCACGUUGACAUGGUUUGGGAUGAAAAAUUGAACAUUGCUUGUGGAAUCGCCGAUGCAUUAAAAUUUUGCCACUCAAAAAAUAUAUUACAUUAUGAUGUUAGAACCGAAAAUGUGUUGCUAGACCAAAAUCUUCAACCAAAGUUAUAUAAUUUCCGAAUUAAAAGGAAUUCGCCGGUUAUGUUAAUUUCCGCGGAUGCACCGAUCGAAGAUCCAAGUUAUAGUUCUCCGGAGAGGCUUAAGGGUAUGACUUGCAACAAAGCCAGCGAGGUUUAUAGUUUUGCCAUGGUGUUGUGGGAAAUUCAACAUCACAUGAAACCCUAUACUGGUCUAACUUCUAACCAAAUAUCCACGAAAAUUAUUGCCGGUGAGCAUCCUGAGUCUGAUCCUGUAACCGGAACACCCGAGGAAUUCCAGCGUAUAAUGGAAGAUGCAUGGUCGCUUUCGCCCGGAAAACGUCCUGACAUGCAGAUUUUACAUAAUAGGCUUGAAAAACUGGAUUUUGAAUAUUUAACUAUCCAGAGGGUAAAACUAAUUGGUGUUAAGGAGAAUGACGAUACUAAUGAAUAUGUCUCAAACAAUUCGAUUAUGGAGAGUCGAGGAUUUGGAAGGGAAAUACCAAAAGCGUGGGAAAUAUUUCAGGAAUAUGAAAAUCGUUCCCACGAUCCGGAAGCAAUGUAUUGGGUUGGACUUUACUAUUUGAAGGGUUACUACGAUGGAGGAAACAAGAAACCCAAACCAAAAGAAAGCGUACAAUACCUUAGCCGCGCAGCGAAAUUAGAUCACACCGAAUCACAAGUCUUGUAUGCUAUUACAAUGCUAAAUUCUCCAUGGGCGGCUAAAGAGCACGACAAAGAUCGAUACAAGUAUGCAAUUAUUUAUUUAAGAAAGGCAGCAAGGCAAAAUCACCCAAAGGCAUUAAAGACCUUGGGAGGAAUUAUUAUAAAAGGACAGUUUAACCAAAAAAGAGAUGUUUUCAUGGGUAAGGCGAUGAUUGAGAAAUCCCGGAAAUUUCAAUUGUGA